UCUCCAGGCUGCUUUUUCACCUCUACCUCCUCCCAACCAACCUCUCGAACACACACACGAAAGGUUGCCCGUCAUGAAGACCACUUGGAAGGAUAUCCAGCCCGUUCCGACGUCGCAGGAAUUUCUCGACAUCGUCCUGAGCAGAACACAACGACGUCUUCCAACACAGAUUCGAGCAGGAUUUCAAAUCUCCAGAAUUAGGAAUUUCUAUACCAGAAAGGUCAAAUUCACGCAAGAGACUUUCUGCGAGAAGCUUUCCCUCAUCCUCGACGGAUUCCCACGCCUCCAAGAUAUUCAUCCUUUCCACAAAGAUCUCCUCAAUACCCUCUACGAUGCCGACCAUUUCAGAAUUGCGCUCGGCCAGCUCUCCACUGCGAAGCACUUGAUCGAAAUCGUCUCCCGCGAUUAUGUCCGUCUACUCAAAUAUGCGCAGUCUCUGUUCCAGUGCAAGCAGCUCAAGCGUGCAGCAUUGGGUCGAAUGGCAACCAUCUGCAGAAGAUUGAAAGACCCUCUGCUCUACCUCGAUCAAGUCCGACAACAUCUUGGUCGUCUCCCCUCGAUCGAUCCUAAUACCAGAACCCUCCUCAUCUGCGGAUACCCCAAUGUUGGAAAGUCCAGUUUCUUGAAGAGCGUUACCAGAGCCGAUGUUGAUGUGCAGCCAUAUGCUUUCACAACCAAGAGUCUGUUCGUUGGACAUUUCGACUACAAGUACUUGCGAUUCCAAGCGAUUGAUACCCCCGGUAUUUUGGAUCACCCUCUGGAGGAGAUGAACACGAUUGAAAUGCAAUCGAUUACCGCAAUCGCACAUUUGAGAUCAGCUAUCUUGUAUUUCAUGGAUCUUUCCGAGCAGUGCGGAUACACCGUUCAAGCACAGAUGCAAUUAUUCCAAAGCAUCAAGCCUCUCUUCGCCAACAAGCUUGUUUUUAUCGUCAUCAACAAGAUUGACGUUACUCGACCAGAAGAUCUCGACGAGGAGACUCAGGCCGCUCUCCAAGCACUCCUCAAACCCGGAGAUGUGGAGAUGCUCCAACUCUCAUGUACCACCACCGAAGGAGUCCAAGACGUCAAGAACGCGGCUUGCGAGCGUUUGAUCGCCGACCGCGUAGCACAGAAAUUCAAGGCAGGCACAAACAGCAGUGGGCCCGGUGGACGUCUCGCAGAUGUCCUUGGCCGAAUCCACGUCGCUAAGCCAAUGGAUGGUAUCGUCCGCGAAGCUUUCAUUCCCGAAGCUGUCAAGAACAAGAAGAAGUACGACAAGAACGACCCCGAGCGCAUCAAGCUCGCGAGGGAUAUCGAGGAGGAGAACGGCGGUGCAGGUGUUUACAACGUCGAUCUCAAGGACAAAUAUCUCCUCGAGAACGACGAUUGGAAGCACGACAAAAUCCCCGAAGUCUUCGACGGCAAGAAUGUCUACGACUUCAUCGACCCAGACAUCGAAGCCAAGCUCGCAGCCUUGGAAGAGGAAGAAGAGAAGCUGGAGGCGGAAGGCUACUACGAUUCCGACGAGGAGCUGGAGGAUGCUGAAGAUGCAGAGAUCAGAAUGAAGGCCGAGCUCAUCCGCGAGAAGCGCAUGCUGAUCCGCAACGAGGCCAAGAUGAAGAAGUCGCUCAAGAACCGCGCCAUCAUCCCCCGCACCGCUAUCCGCAAGAAGCUCACUGACAUGGAAGACCACCUCGACUCGCUUGGUCUCGAUACCGGUGCUAUUAGCGAGCGUGCUCGCUCCCGCAGCCGUGGCCGCAGUGUGCUUCGCUCUCGCACUGGCACUGAAGAUAUCAUGGAUGUGGAUUCUCCUGACUACGAGGCUAAGAUGCGCGCGAAGAGCAGGGCGAGAAGUCAGAGCAACAGACGUGAUGACGGUGUUACGAACGAGGUUUCUAGAACGAAGGCCGAGCGUGCGCAGAAGUUGGGACAGAGGAAGAUGAAUAGGAUGGCUAGACAGGGUGAGGCUGAUAGGCAUGUUGCCGCAGCUAUGCCCAAGCAUUUGUUCUCCGGCAAGCGUGGCAUGGGCAAGACAAACAGUCGUUAAAAACGUCUCUGUUUUGCAAACAUACCUCCUACUCUCGCGAUCUCUUGUUUACAACUCACUCUCACGACUCGAUGCCGCUUCUAUCGUUCUUCGCUUUUGACUUGGGCUUGGCAGGGCAUGACUGGCUGGCGUUCCGGAGGGAAAAUCGAAUCAAAUCGUUCUUAUCGUAUUCUAUCACGUCCUCUUUUAGUCACAUGGCGCGAGGGUCUGAUCUUGAUUUUUUGUUCGGUCCUUGUUUGCUGCGAUACAGUGGAGAGAAUGGAUGGAUUGUUGUGCUACUUCUUGUAUGUGACUGCACAAAUAGCCGAAACAAGAAAAGAUAGAAAAUGGAGGGCAUUUAGAUGCACAAAUGAAAGCUCCUACCAUCUUCACCUUGGAAUUAUGAAUGUUUAAGCAAUCAUCUGGAAAUCUUGCUCCUGUCGAGGCUACGUGCAGAUAUGUACAGCAAUGGUCCAAAUAACAACGUAGGUCGAUAUGUCUUUGAAGCUAUCCAUAGCAGAAUGAUUCCUGGCCUAACUUACUGUUUCCACGUACUUGAGACUACUCGAGUUUGCUCCUCGAUUGUGGCUUGCUGUCUUCUGAGGAAGACACCGACGGUUUCUCGAUAUUGAAUUACGACUCACCAUGCAUGUGGUACCUAUCGAACCUGAAGUAAUCUAUUUUACAGCUGUUCGCCAUUCGCCAUGUUCAUAGCCCCAAGUAGAGCAGCCAGGUAUUCCUCGUCAUUGUGUGGAUGCGGCCAGGCUCGUUCGAAGACCCAAGAAACUAUACCAAUCUAAAUUCAGUGAAUAAAUCAAGCUCAAGACCCACCGGAGCUGAUUCUUACACUGCCGAUGUUGUACACCUGUAUUUCGUCACUUGCCGAGGAGAGAAGAUAGCCAGCUCGUGGUUGCUGGGAUGUGGCAGAUAACUAUGCGGCGAAAUGCGAUGUGCAACAAAGGCUUACCUACCCUACGGGGCUUUUUAUACAGAUAACGUCUGUAAAUUAUCUGUAUUUUAUCUGUAUUCCUAGUAGUAGUAAAAAGUAGUAAAAUACAGAUAAAAUUCAGAUAAUAUCUGCUAUAAACGU
This is a messenger RNA of Cadophora gregata, 3095 nucleotides long. RefSeq names its product Nucleolar GTP-binding protein 1 (gene NOG1). The transcript is spliced from 2 exons. Gene Ontology annotation, biological process: ribosomal large subunit biogenesis. Gene Ontology annotation, molecular function: GTP binding; GTPase activity; RNA binding. Bases 74 to 2026 code for a protein of 650 amino acids. The record is from RefSeq and is a predicted model, not a curated record. NCBI's taxonomy places the organism in Eukaryota, Fungi, Ascomycota, Leotiomycetes, Helotiales, Ploettnerulaceae. Gene Ontology annotation, cellular component: nucleolus.